CGUCACUGGCCAGGCCAGCCGGCGCCAUUUUGAAAGUGGAGUCGCCUGCCCUGCCGCUGCCGCCGCCGCCGUCGCUGUCGUAGCCGCCGCCGCCGCCGCUGGAGAAAGAACAAGAGUGGGGAAGACCAAGAGUGAAAUCCACCAUCCCGCCGGCUGGUUUGCCAGCCCCUCCUUCCUUCUCCCCCGACCCCCGCCCCCUCCCCCCACAGGUGCCAUCCGCCGCCAUCCGCCCUCUCUACCCCCCCAUCCCCAGGUGAGGGGGGUGAGUUCAGGAAGCGGAGACCCCGAGGAACCCAGCAGGGUCACCAUUUGCAGCGCAACAUGGCAGGAGCUGGAGGAGGGAAUGAUAUUCAGUGGUGUUUUUCUCAGGUGAAAGGAGCAGUAGAUGAUGAUGUAGCAGAAGCAGAUAUAAUUUCUACAGUAGAAUUUAAUCAUUCUGGAGAAUUACUAGCAACCGGAGAUAAAGGUGGUAGAGUCGUCAUCUUUCAACAGGAGCAGGAGAACAAAAUCCAGUCUCAUAGCAGAGGAGAAUAUAAUGUUUACAGCACCUUUCAGAGCCAUGAACCAGAGUUUGACUACUUGAAAAGUUUAGAAAUAGAAGAAAAGAUCAACAAAAUUAGGUGGUUACCCCAGAAAAAUGCUGCUCAGUUUUUAUUGUCUACCAAUGAUAAAACAAUAAAAUUAUGGAAAAUCAGUGAAAGGGACAAAAGACCAGAAGGGUAUAACUUGAAAGAGGAAGAUGGAAGGUAUAGAGAUCCUACUACAGUCACUACACUACGUGUGCCGGUCUUUAGGCCCAUGGAUCUAAUGGUUGAGGCCAGUCCACGACGAAUAUUUGCCAAUGCUCAUACAUAUCACAUCAACUCAAUUUCUAUUAAUAGUGAUUACGAAACGUAUUUAUCUGCAGAUGAUUUGCGGAUUAAUCUUUGGCACCUGGAAAUUACAGACAGGAGUUUUAAUAUUGUGGAUAUCAAGCCUGCCAAUAUGGAGGAGCUGACAGAGGUGAUUACAGCAGCAGAAUUCCAUCCAAACAGUUGUAACACAUUUGUAUACAGCAGCAGUAAAGGAACUAUUCGGUUAUGUGACAUGAGGGCAUCCGCCCUCUGUGAUAGGCAUUCUAAACUGUUUGAAGAACCUGAAGAUCCGAGUAACAGGUCUUUUUUUUCUGAAAUCAUCUCUUCAAUUUCUGAUGUAAAAUUCAGCCAUAGUGGUCGAUAUAUGAUGACUAGAGACUAUUUGUCAGUCAAAAUUUGGGACUUAAAUAUGGAAAACAGGCCUGUGGAAACAUACCAGGUGCAUGAAUACCUCAGAAGUAAACUUUGUUCACUAUAUGAAAAUGACUGCAUAUUUGACAAAUUUGAAUGUUGUUGGAAUGGAUCUGACAGUGUUGUCAUGACUGGAUCUUACAAUAAUUUCUUCAGAAUGUUUGACCGGAACACAAAGCGAGACAUAACCCUAGAAGCAUCACGGGAAAACAAUAAACCUCGCACAGUUCUGAAGCCACGCAAAGUGUGUGCAAGUGGCAAGCGAAAGAAAGAUGAAAUAAGCGUUGACAGCCUAGACUUCAACAAGAAAAUACUUCAUACAGCCUGGCACCCCAAGGAAAAUAUCAUUGCUGUAGCUACUACAAACAAUCUGUAUAUAUUUCAAGACAAAGUGAAUUAGGGUUGGCAUUCCUAGCAGAAGAGCCCACUUCCUGCUUAGUUGAGAUAGUUGAAUCUAGCAUUCAUACUUAAAAAAGAGAGGUCCAUUGUGGCGCCCCUUUUCCAGUGUUUGACAAUGUGCCAUUCGACAACACAUUUUUAAUAGCUACAUGGAGAAAGCUCUGUGGAUUCCUCACUGUGGUGUUCUCCAUGUCUGCUAGCCAUUUAGGUAAGGGUAGGGCACUUUUAAUUUAAAUGACUUCUUGCACCAUCUUGCCUAAUGGACUAGAUUGGACUGUAUCAACAUUGAUUUACUCCACUUUUUAUGCCUUCCAUUGUGAUGACGUCAAACACAAGUGAAAGCCUUCAGUCAUGCUUAUGGGAUUUAAUUGUGUAUCCUCAUUACUGUAUCAUUUGUGGGGUACACCCCUCCCCCCUUUUUUAAAUUAAAUACAGCUCAUUCUUACUGUGGCUUGUAGCAUUCCUCCUCUUCUGGCCUCCUGGACUCUUCCCCUUCAUCUCUCUUACCCUUGCCCCUCCACCCAGUCUUGGUGGUGGUAUAAAAAAGGAAAGAACGAAAGCACACAAAACGAGUCAGUUUGGGGUCAGUGGUAAAGGGGGUAUAUGUUGCGAACAAAUGUUUUAAUAACAGUUGGCUGUAAUCACUCCUUGCCAUGUCUGGCACUGAAAAUAAGGAAAAAAAAAAACUACUACUGAAUAAACGUGACAAAGAAUGGAGAA
Molecule: messenger RNA, 2384 nt
Organism: Aethalodelphis obliquidens (Pacific white-sided dolphin)
Lineage: Eukaryota; Metazoa; Chordata; Mammalia; Artiodactyla; Delphinidae
Gene: PPP2R2A
Product: protein phosphatase 2 regulatory subunit Balpha
Exons: 10
Coding region: 322-1665 (447 amino acids)
Cellular component (GO): protein phosphatase type 2A complex
Molecular function (GO): protein phosphatase regulator activity; protein binding
Source: RefSeq, a predicted model, not a curated record